Phlebotomus papatasi is the source of this 3089-nucleotide messenger RNA. RefSeq names its product monocarboxylate transporter 12 (gene hrm). Bases 435 to 2549 code for a protein of 704 amino acids. The record is from RefSeq and is a predicted model, not a curated record. Gene Ontology annotation, molecular function: monocarboxylic acid transmembrane transporter activity. NCBI's taxonomy places the organism in Eukaryota, Metazoa, Arthropoda, Insecta, Diptera, Psychodidae. The transcript has 9 exons. Gene Ontology annotation, biological process: transmembrane transport; monocarboxylic acid transport.
CAGAUGGCGCUGCAAAGCCUGACAUUUGUUUUCCUCGCGUCUCCGCGAAAGAAAAACCCAUGGCGAGUUUCACUCUCAGUUUUAGCAUUCAUUUUAUUUCAUUGGCAAGCAGCUGUCGGACGCUUUUUCUACUCAAAAUUCUUGUGAUUAUGUGCUGAUAAAAUCCCCAAGAGUAUUAAAAUGUGGCCAAGUGUGUGCUGAGAAUGUGAGAAAAGUAGAUUUUCUUGUACAAUAUUUCCCUUUAAUCGAAGACAGUGUAAACAAAAAAAUUUCCAAUGCAAUUUUUUCCAGAAAAUUUAAUCAGAUUGAGUGGAAUGUGGUGCAAUCAGCGUACAAAACCGAGAGUUUAGAGGAGAGUGCAAAUAGUGCUAUAUAUUUUAGUUCAUUAUUUGGAAAAUUCUUAAGAAACCCAUCCGGAAGUCUUGGGCAGAAAGAUGAGGGAGAUCCAGACAAACGGCAAGAUGGAGCAUGGCGGAGACCAAAUUAAUUCUCCUGCUGAUUGCGUUGAAAAUGAGCCCGAACUUCCCUCGAGGAACAGUGUCAGUGCCCUUAAGAAGAAGAUGCCAAAAAUUGUUACAAUUUUGCCUGAGGAGGACGAAGAGAAGCAUGAGAGGGAGAAAAUGACAGAGUCCGCGAUGGAAAAUGCUGAAUAUGAAUUGGUUCCACCGGAUGGUGGAUGGGGAUGGCUAGUUUUGGCCGGAUCAAUGCUAGUGAAUAUCCUUAUUCCCGGCACAAUAAAAAGCUUUGGAGUUCUCUUUGUGGAAUUUCUCGAAACAUUCAAUGCAUCCCCAGCAACAGCCGCGUGGAUUCCUGCUCUCUGCUAUUUCCUCUACAGUUCCCUGGGACCCGUUUCAAGCAUUUUAUCUGUGAAAUACUCAUUCCGUACUGUAACACUAAUGGGCGGAACAUUUGCAGCAGUAGGAAUGAUACUCACAUUCUGGGCUUCAUCUGUCACAUAUUUAUACAUUAGUUAUGGGAUAUUGGUGGGAACGGGUGCCGGAUUGGCUUUCCCACCAACUGUCUACAUUGUCACAUCGUACUUUGUUCGAUUGCGAGGACUCGCCAAUGGGCUAUGUAUCUCUGGGAGUGCUCUCGGAUCAAUCAUCUUGCCACCUGUGCUUAGAUACUUACUGGAAACUUAUGGAUACAGGGGAGCGUGCCUUAUUAUGGGCGGAGUGACCCUAAAUGUGUGGGUCGCAGCGAUUUUCUAUCAGCCCGUGGAACAGCACAUGAAACGUGUCCCCAAAGCACUACCAGCUCGAGAAGACACGCAAAAUCUCGAUGAGGAUGUGGGAAUUGUGCUAGAUCUCACGGCAACGACAUCACCAGACUCAACGGACGGACGUGCCAAGUUUGCCAUUGAGGAUUCAGGGACAAAGUCACCAGAAUGCCAAACUCCAACACUUCCGCACGAGAAUGGAUUUGUCCGAAGUGCCAGUGCGGUUGUUGUGAGGAAUUUCUCAAAAGGAAGCGGAAUGGAUGGAAUGGCUGACAGAAGCCGAAAAGUUAGCGUUCCGGUUCGCGAUAGCAUUCGCAAUCAGACGUAUGCCAACAAUCUCACAGAUUUGAGCUCUACACCGUCCCUUUGUGCUGUUCCUGAGAGCAGGAUGUCCGGCACAAGGCUCAGUCAGCGUUUUAUGAACAAUCGUGUGACGUCUAGUGGUCGUUUGGCCAAGAGAUCACCAUCCACGAGUUCUUUUCAGUAUAUCAGUACUCCCUAUCAUGGUAGUACUCUGUCCUUCCAUCCCACGGAAUUUGCCUCUCAUCUGUCAAUCAAGUCCAUCACCAAUUCCCUGAAUCCCGUGUCAUCGUGCUCGAGGAUCAAGAAGGACGUGAGUGGGCAGGAUGAGCAGGACAAAGAGGACGAAGAUGAGGAAGUGAAGAAGAAAGAAAAGAAGAAAUUCUUCGAUUUGAGCCUUCUCAGUGAUCCAACAUAUCUUGUAAUUCUCAUUUCUAAUUCCACUAAUGCAAUUGGAUAUACGAAUUUCAUCAUUUUGUUGCCCGCCUAUGCCAUAAGUAUGGGAUUUGACAAGGGUCUAGCUGCAUAUUUGCUAUCAAUUGUCUCACUGUUGGAUCUUGUGGGACGAAUUGGGGGAUCUGCCCUUUCGGACACAGAAUUAAUUCCCAAGACGUGGUAUUUUAUUGGUGGACUUGCCAUCUCAGGGAUAUCUCUGGCCAUUCUCCCACUUGCUACAACCUACUCCUUUAUCAGCAUCUGCUGUGCAUGCUUUGGGCUAGCUUCUGGGGUUUAUGUGGGCAUCACAGCUGUGAUUAUGGCAGAUAUGCUGGGUCAAGAACGUCUAACAUCAACCUACGGUAUCAGCUUAUUCGUCAAUGGAAUCCUACAGCUCAUUGGACCACCCAUUUGUGGACUUUGGAUUGAGCAUGUAAACGCUUAUGAAUCCCUCUUUACAACCUUGGGAUUCAUUCUGCUCAGUGGAGCUGCUCUCUGGGGCCUAAUGCCCAUGAUUAGACGCAAUAAGGCACGUGCCGAAAGGAAAGCUGAAGAAGCGAGAUGUGCUGAGACAAAAAAGAGUCUCUUGGCUUAAAAGUAUUCCCGGAAACAAUCCCACGAGAAAGAAAAAGUAAUUCCGGUUAAACGUUACUUAAGAUGUACGCAGAAAUGAGUUAGAAAAAUUUAACAAAAUUUCUAUAAAGAGAAUUUACCAAAAAAAAAUGUUGAUAAGAAAAAAAUUUGUAAAUUUUUCAAGAAAAAAUAAUUGUAGAAAUAUGUAGGACAUUUUGGUUUUUUUUAAUUUAACAAAAUACUAAUCUCUGUAGGAAAGGAAAUCUGUAUUAUUUAGUUUAGUUUCAAUUUAUAAUUAAUGUUCACUUAAUUUCCCUCUCAUGCACUUGCAAAAUAUUUUAGCCACCGAUUAAGUGAAAAAAGAAUAAGUAUCCAAUAUCAGAAAAUAUUGACGAAAAUAAUGAUGAAAAAAAGUUUUUCCUCUGUGUCUGGAAAACAAAAAAGAUAUUUUUCUAUUAUUCCAUUUUAAUCAACUUACUGAGAACAUGUAAUUUUAUUUUAUUUUUUGUGGUAUAUUUAUGUAAAUGAGAGUCAAUUGAAUGAUUUUAGAAAAUGAAGAAAA